CACCUCAACACUCACUAUAUAUAACCCUCUCUCUUUAACAACACACAAUCAAAUUUUAUCACUCUCUCUCAAAAUUAACCAUGCCCUUGUCCAAAAUAGCUGCGGAGAACUAUGUACCUAGCUUGGUGGUGGUGAGGCCGUACGAGCAAGAGAGAGACAAGGCGGCCGUGGAGGAACUCGAGCGCCGGUGUGAGGUCGGGCAGCCCGGGAAGCCCUCGCUGGUGACCGACCUCAUGGGAGACCCUAUUGCCAGAGUCCGCAACUUCGUCUCCCACAUUAUGCUGGUGGCUGAAUACGAUGAUGGGAAAGAAAUAGUUGGGGUGAUAAGAGGGUGCAUCAAAACGGUGACAAGUGGAAAGAGAAGGUCAAGCUCUCCAAUUUAUGUGAAGUUGGCUUAUAUUCUUGGAUUAAGGGUUUCAUCCUCACACAGGAGGCUUGGCAUUGCAACAAAACUUGUCCAAGAAUUGGAGGAGUGGUGCAAAAAAAAUGGAGCAGAAUAUGUCUACAUGGCUACAGAAUGCAGCAAUCAAGCAUCCUUGAACUUGUUCAUUCAAAAAUGCAACUAUGUCAAAUUCCGAAAUCCAACGGUCCUCGUGCAGCCUGUUCAUUUUCACCACAAGCCGUUGCCAUCAGAGAUCACAGUCGUCCAAGUUCCUCACACUCUAGCUGAGUCAUUGUAUUGGAACAUAUUUUCAGGCUCGGAAUUCUUCCCUAAAGACAUCGACCGUUUACUAAGUAACAAACUCAAUUUGGGCACUUUCAUGGCGUUACCAAACAAAUUACUCCCAAAUUGGGACCCUAACACCGGUGAAUUACCCGCGGCUUUCGCCAUACUUAGUGUUUGGGACACAAAGGAAGUGUUUAGGUUAAGAGUGAAGGGAGUGUCGAGCCUAACACAUGCUGCCUGCCUAGGAACUAGGGUUGUUGAUGUUAUGGCACCAUGGCUUAAAAUCCCAUCAAUUCCUAACAUUUUCAAGAAUUUCGGAUUUUACUUCAUGUACGGACUUCACAUGGAAGGUAAAGACGGUCCGAGACUAAUGAAAUCGCUAUGUAAUUUGGUGCAUAAUAUGGCUCGGAAUGACUCUGAUUGUAGGGUCGUGGUGGCUGAGGUGGGCCAGAACGACCCCGUUCGAGAAGCUGUUCCGCAUUGGAAGAAAUUCUCGUGGGAUGAAGACAUUUGGUGUAUAAAGAGAUUUGGAAAAGUCAAUCAGGAUUGGUACAAGUCUCCUACUUCGACUAUAUUUGUUGACCCACGCGAUCUUUGAUCAUAAUUAAUAAACUGUGCUGUUUUAAAUUAAUGUACGAUAAUGUUGUAGCUUGUUCCAAUUCUGCCAAGUAAUGGAUAACUUAGGAGUUUAGGAUUUUGUA
Messenger RNA from Salvia hispanica, 1368 nucleotides. RefSeq names its product putative N-acetyltransferase HLS1. Gene Ontology annotation, molecular function: acyltransferase activity, transferring groups other than amino-acyl groups. Lineage: Eukaryota; Viridiplantae; Streptophyta; Magnoliopsida; Lamiales; Lamiaceae. The record is from RefSeq and is a predicted model, not a curated record.